AUGGCAGUGGUGGUGACUUCUUGUGACUUUAACCAAGACAGUGACCCAUUCUGCGAUUUUAGCCAGGACACUACAGACAACAGUGAUUGGACCCGACAUAAAGGUCAAACUCCUACACCGUCCACUGGCCCUGAUGGAGACUACCCAGAUGGAGAGGGAUUCUACAUCUAUCACGAGUGUGACAAUGUGGCUAAUGGACAGGGAGCUCGUUUGCUGAGCCCUCCCAUCUCCUCAUCAGCCUCACAGAUCUGUGUUCAGUUUAACUACUACAUGUAUGGGACAGACAAUAUGAAUAUUUUGAGAGUUCUGGCAAAAACUCCUAGUAGUGAGGGGGAUGUGUGGAACAAGACUGGUAUCCAGAGUCCAUCCUGGUUGAAUGGUUCUGUCACCGUGUCCCAACCCAACAGUCAGAACCUCACUAUCGUCUUUGAGGCUCAAAGAGGCGUAUCUUCUUCCUGCGACUCAGCUCUGGACAACAUUGUCAUUACUGAAGGACCAUGUCCCUCUUGCUGUGAUUUUGACAUUUUUGAUGAUCUUUGUGGGUGGACGACUCAAACUGAGGUUCCUGAAAUACUUGGCUUCAUUCAGUGGUUAGGGCAAUCUGAGACUGAAGGCAGUGGACCUGAUAAUGACUUCUCUAAACCUGGACUUGGUCACUACAUGUUGUUGGAGUCUUCUGAAGCUAUCCCUGGAGUCAGUGCUCAGAUCACAAGUCCUUCAAUAACCCCCCCCUCUGGAUGUCUUGAGCUUACCUUCCACUACUACCUGUAUGGUACUAGUACCACCAUGCAGAUCAGUGUCCACACAAUCACCACAGAUGGAACUCUUGGAACUGCUCUUUUCACUAUCAAAGGGAACCAAGGGAAAGGCUGGAAGCCUGUAAAGGUCCGCUACCUGGGAACUGCUACUAUUAAGUUUGUGAUAGAGGGUACCUAUGGUGAAACCCCUCAGACAGAUAUUGCUGUUGAUGCUGUUUGUAUCAUGACCUGCAAAGUUCAGCCAACAACUCCUCUGCCACCAGUAACAACCCCUGGACCAACUACACCUAAACCAAGUACAUCCAAGCCACCAAACCCCUGCCCUCCUAACGCAGAGUAUAUUGAGUGUGGUCCAGCUUGUAUUCCCACCUGUAUGGAACCCUCCACCAACUGUUCUGGCUCCUGUAUCAGUGGCUGUUUCUGCAAACCAGGCUUUGUCUUCAAAGGAAGUCGUUGUGUGCCACUGGAAAAAUGUGGCUGUUUAGAUGACCAAAAUAACUAUUAUGAGCCUGGUGAGGUUGUGUUUGGAGACGGCUGCACAAAGCUGUGUCACUGUGCAGGGAACUACACUUUGGAAUGUGUUGACAAUUCCUGCGAUCCCACUGAAGAGUGUCGAGAGAUUAAUGGUGUUGCAGGCUGUUAUCCUAAAGGUACAUCCACUUGCAUAGCAUCUGGUGAUCCACACUACACCACUUUUGACAAACGCAAUUACAACUUCAUGGGCAACUGCAGCUAUCUGAUGUCUAGUCCAUGCAAUGACACAAGUGUGCCAUACUUUGAGGUCCAUGCUGACAAUGAAAAUCGGUAUAACACGCCAACCGUCUCAUAUGUGAAGGCUGUCCAUGUAUAUGCACACAUGAUGAAGAUCUCCAUUCUCAAAGGUGGCACUGUGCAGGUUAAUGGGACCAAUGUCAACCUGCCACUCUCCCCGGCCCCUGGUGUUUCUGUGUUCAAGUCAGGAAAACACUACACUGUCUCCAUGAACUUCGGUGUGACUGUUCGCUAUGAUGGAAACCACUUCAUGGACAUCAAAGUGAUCAAAGACUAUCAGAACAAGCUGUGUGGACUGUGUGGCGACUAUGAUGGAAAUACUAAAGAUGACUUCCGCAAACCAGAUGGAAGCUUGGCUGCCAAUGCCAAUGACUUUGGACACAGUUGGAACACGGAUCCCGAAUGUAAUAAGAAACCCAACACUACCAUCCCCGGGUGUGAUGAAGAAGACCGGGAACUGUAUGAAAGCUCUGGUUAUUGUGGCAUUCUGCUGGACAAAAAUGGCCCUUUUUCUGUGUGCCACCCAAAAGUCAACCCCAAUAAUUACUUCAAGGACUGUGUCUUUGACUUGUGUGAGCUGGAUGGAGCCAAGCCCAUUUUGUGUGAAGCCAUUGAAGCCUAUGUCAAUGAAUGCCAAGACCGUGGGGUCAGCAUUGGACAAUGGAGGAAUGAAACUUUCUGCCCACUAAGCUGCCCCCCCAACAGCCACUACGAACCCUGUGCAGAUCCUUGUCAGGAGACAUGUUUUGGAAGACCCCCCUCCUGCGCUGGUCCGUGCUCUGAGGCCUGUGUGUGUGAUCCCAGCUACGUCCUGAGUGCUGGCAAGUGCAUCAAGGAGGACUCGUGUGGCUGCAAGCACUCGAACGGUCAAUAUUAUGAGCCUGGAGAGGAGUUUUUUGAGGAAGACUGCAAGCAAAAGUGUCGGUGUGAUGCUGCCGGCAUUACCUGUGAACCCUCGGAAUGUCCCCCGAUGCACGAAUGUAAACUCCAGGAUGGAGAGCUGGGCUGCUAUCCCACUGGCUCCCAGGACUGUGUAGUCUCUGGGGAUCCUCACUACAACACAUUUGACAAGAAGUACUACAGUUUCAUGGGAACUUGUACUUACACGCUGGCCAGAACCUGUAGGAAUAGUACAGGUCCUUGGUUCUCUGUGGAGGGAAAGAAUGAGGAGAGAGGAGUUGCAGGAGUGUCAUACCUGAGAAAACUAUAUGUGACAGUGAAUGGAAUCACUGUGAUCCUGAUGAAGGCCAGGAGAACACUGGUGAAUGGACAACGGGUGGCUCUCCCCCACUCCCCCUCUCCUCUCAUGUCUGUUAGUCUUGCUGGUCAGUUCAUCACCCUUCAAACAUCUUUUGGCGUGAAGGUGCGUUGGGAUGGAAACCAUUAUGCCCAGAUCUCAGUUCCCAGCUCCUACUUUGACCAGAUGUGUGGCCUUUGCGGUGACUAUGAUGGGAACCCAGACAAUGACUUCACUAAACCCGAUGGCACCGUGGUAGGAAAUGCCAAUGAUUUUGGGAACAGCUGGCAGACAGAAGAAGAUGAAGAUGACUUCUGCACCCCAGGAACAAAGCCUGACCCGGACUGCGACCCCGACUUGGAGGCUGAAGUAGUAAAACCAGACAAAUGUGGUAAAAUUACAGACCCUGCUGGACCCUUCCGGGAGUGUAUCAAUGUAGUUAAUCCCACGCCAUUCUUCCAAAGCUGUGUGUAUGACAUGUGUCAGUUCAAUGGCCAGCAGCACGUGCUGUGUGACCAGCUCCAGGCCUACACUGACGCAUGCCAGAGUGCUGGAGCCAACGUCUACCAUUGGAGGACUCCUGACUUCUGCCCCCUGGCCUGUCCUCCCAACAGCUCCUACUCCCUGUGCGUGAGUUCAUGUCCUGAGACAUGUCUUGGUGUGGUCGGACCACAUGGCUGUGAGGACGUCUGUGUGGAGGGUUGCGAGUGUAACCCUGGCUUCAUUCUCAGCGACGCCAAAUGUGUGGCACUGAGAGACUGUGGCUGUGUGGACACUAGUGGAACCUAUCAUCCUUUGGGUGAUGACUGGUACUUGGAGGGUUGUGAGCAAAAGUGUAUGUGUCACAGUGGAGGUCUGAUACAGUGUCAUAACACCAGCUGUAACCCAGCCACUGAGAGCUGCCAACUACACGAUGGAGAAUAUGAAUGCCGCCCUCUGGACCCCUGCCCUCCUAACGCAGAGUAUAUUGAGUGUGGUCCAGCUUGUAUUCCCACCUGUAUGGAACCCUCCACCAACUGUUCUGGCUCCUGUAUCAGUGGCUGUUUCUGCAAACCAGGCUUUGUCUUCAAAGGAAGUCGUUGUGUGCCACUGGAAAAAUGUGGCUGUUUAGAUGACCAAAAUAACUAUUAUGAGCCUGGUGAGGUUGUGUUUGGAGACGGCUGCACAAAGCUGUGUCACUGUGCAGGGAACUACACUUUGGAAUGUGUUGAUAAUUCCUGCGAUCCCACUGAAGAGUGUCGAGAGAUUAAUGGUGUUGCAGGCUGUUAUCCUAAAGGUACAUCCACUUGCAUAGCAUCUGGUGAUCCACACUACACCACUUGUGACAAACGCAAUUACAACUUCAUGGGCAACUGCAGCUAUCUGAUGUCUAGUCCAUGCAAUGACACAAGUGUGCCAUACUUUGAGGUCCAUGCUGACAAUGAAAAUCGGUAUAACACGCCAACCGUCUCAUAUGUGAAGGCUGUCCAUGUAUAUGCACACAUGAUGAAGAUCUCCAUUCUCAAAGGUGGCACUGUGCAGGUUAAUGGGACCAAUGUCAACCUGCCACUCUCCCCGGCCCCUGGUGUUUCUGUGUUCAAGUCAGGAAAACACUACACUGUCUCCAUGAACUUCGGUGUGACUGUUCGCUAUGAUGGAAACCACUUCAUGGACAUCAAAGUGAUCAAAGACUAUCAGAACAAGCUGUGUGGACUGUGUGGCGACUAUGAUGGAAAUACUAAAGAUGACUUCCGCAAACCAGAUGGAAGCUUGGCUGCCAAUGCCAAUGACUUUGGACACAGUUGGAACACGGAUCCCGAAUGUAAUAAGAAACCCAACACUACCAUCCCCGGGUGUGAUGAAGAAGACCGGGAACUGUAUGAAAGCUCUGGUUAUUGUGGCAUUCUGUUGGACAAAAAUGGCCCUUUUUCUGUGUGCCACCCAAAAGUCAACCCCAAUAAUUACUUCAAGGACUGUGUCUUUGACUUGUGUGAGCUGGAUGGAGCCAAGCCCAUUUUGUGUGAAGCCAUUGAAGCCUAUGUCAAUGAAUGCCAAGACCGUGGGGUCAGCAUUGGACAAUGGAGGAAUGAAACUUCUGCCCCUUUUGUGGUCUCCUUAGCACUAAGCUGCCCCCCCAACAGCCACUACGAACCCUGUGCAGAUCCUUGUCAGGAGACAUGUUUUGGAAGACCCCCCUCCUGCGCUGGUCCGUGCUCUGAGGCCUGUGUGUGUGAUCCCAGCUACGUCCUGAGUGCUGGCAAGUGCAUCAAGGAGGACUCGUGUGGCUGCAAGCACUCGAACGGUCAAUAUUAUGAGCCUGGAGAGGAGUUUUUGAGGAAGACUGCAAGCAAAAGUGUCGGUGUGAUGCUGCCCGGCAUUACCUGUGAACCCUCGGAAUGUCCCCCGAUGCACGAAUGUAAACUCCAGGAUGGAGAGCUGGGCUGCUAUCCCACUGGCUCCCAGGACUGUGUAGUCUCUGGGGAUCCUCACUACAACAUUGACAAGAAGUACUACAGUUUCAUGGGAACUUGUACUUACACGCUGGCCAGAACCUGUAGGAAUAGUACAGGUCCUUGGUUCUCUGUGGAGGGAAAGAAUGAGGAGAGAGGAGUUGCAGGAGUGUCAUACCUGAGAAAACUAUAUGUGACAGUGAAUGGAAUCACUGUGAUCCUGAUGAAGGCCAGGAGAACACUGGUGAAUGGACAACGGGUGGCUCUCCCCCACUCCCCCUCUCCUCUCAUGUCUGUUAGUCUUGCUGGUCAGUUCAUCACCCCAACAUCUUUUGGCGUGAAGGUGCGUUAUGGAAACCAUUAUGCCCAGAUCUCAGUUCCCAGCUCCUACUUUGACCAGAUGUGUGGCCUUUGCGGUGACUAUGAUGGGAACCCAGACAAUGACUUUACUAAACCCGAUGGCACCGUGGUAGGAAAUGCCAAUGAUUUUGGGAACAGCUGGCAGACAGAAGAAGAUGAAGAUGACUUCUGCACCCCAGGAACAAAGCCUGACCCGGACUGCGACCCCGACUUGGAGGCUGAAGUAGUAAAACCAGACAAAUGUGGUAAAAUUACAGACCCUGCUGGACCCUUCCGUGUAUUCAAUGUAGUUAAUCCCACGCCAUUCUUCCAAAGCUGUGUGAUGACAUGUGUCCAGUUCAAUGGCCAGCAGCACGUGCUGUGUGACCAGCUCCAGGCCUACACUGACGCCAUGCAGAGUGCUGGAGCCAGUCACCAUUGGAGGACUCCUGACUUCUUGCCGUAAGUUCUCACUACCCUGGCCUGUCCUCCCAACAGCUCCUACUCCCUGUGCGUGAGUUCAUGUCCUGAGACAUGUCUUGGUGUGGUCGGACCACAUGGCUGUGAGGACGUCUGUGUGGAGGGUUGCGAGUGUAACCCUGGCUUCAUUCUCAGCGACGCCAAAUGUGUGGCACUGAGAGACUGUGGCUGUGUGGACACUAGUGGAACCUAUCAUCCUUUGGGUGAUGACUGGUACUUGGAGGGUUGUGCAAAGUGUAUGUGUCACAGUGGAGGUCUGAUGCAGUGUCAUAACACCAGCUGUAACCCAGCCACUGAGAGCUGCCAACUACACGAUGGAGAAUAUGAAUGCCGCCCUCUGGUAUACCCCUGCCCUCCUAACGCAGAGUAUAUUGAGUGUGGUCCAGCUUGUAUUCCCACCUGUAUGGAACCCUCCACCAACUGUUCUGGCUCCUGUAUCAGUGGCUGUUUCUGCAAACCAGGCUUUGUCUUCAAAGGAAGUCGUUGUGUGCCACUGGAAUGUGGCUGUUUAGAUGACCAAAAUAACUAUUAUGAGCCUGGUGGUGUGUUUGGAGACGGCUGCACAAAGCUGUGUCACUGUGCAGGGAACUACACUUUGGAAUGUGUUGACAAUUCCUGCGAUCCCAGAGAGUGUCGAGAGAUUAAUGGUGUUGCAGGCUGUUAUCCUAAAGGUACAUCCACUUGCAUAGCAUCUGGUGAUCCACACUACACCACUUUUGAACGCAAUUACAACUUCAUGGGCAACUGCAGCUAUCUGAUGUCUAGUCCAUGCAAUGACACAAGUGUGCCAUACUUUGAGGUCCAUGCUGACAAUGAAAAUCGGUAUAACACGCCAACCGUCUCAUAUGUGAAGGCUGUCCAUGUAUAUGCACACAUGAUGAAGAUCUCCAUUCUCAAAGGUGGCACUGUGCAGGUUAAUGGGACCAAUGUCAACCUGCCACUCUCCCCGGCCCCUGGUGUUUCUGUGUUCAAGUCAGGAAAACACUACACUGUCUCCAUGAACUUCGGUGUGACUGUUCGCUAUGAUGGAAACCACUUCAUGGACAUCAAAGUGAUCAAAGACUAUCAGAACAAGCUGUGUGGACUGUGUGGCGACUAUGAUGGAAAUACUAAAGAUGACUUCCGCAAACCAGAUGGAAGCUUGGCUGCCAAUGCCAAUGACUUUGGACACAGUUGGAACACGGAUCCCGAAUGUAAUAAGAAACCCAACACUACCAUCCCCGGGUGUGAUGAAGAAGACCGGGAACUGUAUGAAAGCUCUGGUUAUUGUGGCAUUCUGCUGGACAAAAAUGGCCCUUUUUCUGUGUGCCACCCAAAAGUCAACCCCAAUAAUUACUUCAAGGACUGUGUCUUUGACUUGUGUGAGCUGGAUGGAGCCAAGCCCAUUUUGUGUGAAGCCAUUGAAGCCUAUGUCAAUGAAUGCCAAGACCGUGGGGUCAGCAUUGGACAAUGGAGGAAUGAAACUUUCUGCCCACUAAGCUGCCCCCCCAACAGCCACUACGAACCCUGUGCAGAUCCUUGUCAGGAGACAUGUUUUGGAAGACCCCCCUCCUGCGCUGGUCCGUGCUCUGAGGCCUGUGUGUGUGAUCCCAGCUACGUCCUGAGUGCUGGCAAGUGCAUCAAGGAGGACUCGUGUGGCUGCAAGCACUCGAACGGUCAAUAUUAUGAGCCUGGAGAGGAGUUUUUUGAGGAAGACUAAGCAAAGUGUCGGUGUGAUGCUGCCGGCAUUACCUGUGAACCCUCGGAAUGUCCCCCGAUGCACGAAUGUAAACUCCAGGAUGGAGAGCUGGGCUGCUAUCCCACUGGCUCCCAGGACUGUGUAGUCUCUGGGGAUCCUCACUACAACACAUUUGACAAGAAGUACUACAGUUUCAUGGGAACUUGUACUUACACGCUGGCCAGAACCUGUAGGAAUAGUACAGGUCCUUGGUUCUCUGUGGAGGGAAAGAAUGAGGAGAGAGGAGUUGCAGGAGUGUCAUACCUGAGAAAACUAUAUGUGACAGUGAAUGGAAUCACUGUGAUCCUGAUGAAGGCCAGGAGAACACUGGUGAAUGGACAACGGGUGGCUCUCCCCCACUCCCCCUCGCCUCUCAUGUCUGUUAGUCUUGCUGGUCAGUUCAUCACCCUUCAAACAUCUUUUGGCGUGAAGGUGCGUUGGGAUGGAAACCAUUAUGCCCAGAUCUCAGUUCCCAGCUCCUACUUUGACCAGAUGUGUGGCCUUUGCGGUGACUAUGAUGGGAACCCAGACAAUGACUUUACUAAACCCGAUGGCACCGUGGUAGGCAAUGCCAAUGAUUUUGGGAACAGCUGGCAGACAGAAGAAGAUGAAGAUGACUUCUGCACCCCAGGAACAAAGCCUGACCCGGACUGCGACCCCGACUUGGAGGCUGAAGUAGUAAAACCAGACAAAUGUGGUAAAAUUACAGACCCUGCUGGACCCUUCCGGGAGUGUAUCAAUGUAGUUAAUCCCACGCCAUUCUUCCAAAGCUGUGUGUAUGACAUGUGUCAGUUCAAUGGCCAGCAGCACGUGCUGUGUGACCAGCUCCAGGCCUACACUGACGCAUGCCAGAGUGCUGGAGCCAAAGUCUACCAUUGGAGGACUCCUGACUUCUGCCGUAACCUGGCCUGUCCUCCCAACAGCUCCUACUCCCUGUGCGUGAGUUCAUGUCCUGAGACAUGUCUUGGUGUGGUCGGACCACAUGGCUGUGAGGACGUCUGUGUGGAGGGUUGCGAGUGUAACCCUGGCUUCAUUCUCAGCGACGCCAAAUGUGUGGCACUGAGAGACUGUGGCUGUGUGGACACUAGUGGAACCUAUCACCCUUUGGGUGAUGACUGGUACUUGGAGGGUUGUGAGCAAAAGUGUAUGUGUCACAGUGGAGGUCUGAUACAGUGUCAUAACACCAGCUGUAACCCAGCCACUGAGAGCUGCCAACUACACGAUGGAGAAUAUGAAUGCCGCCCUCUGGGUACAUCCACUUGCAUAGCAUCUGGUGAUCCACACUACAACCACUUUUGACAAACGCAAUUACACUUCAUGGGCAACUGCAGCUAUCUGAUGUCUAGUCCAUGCAAUGACACAAGUGUGCCAUACUUUGAGGUCCAUGCUGACAAUGAAAAUCGGUAUAACACGCCAACCGUCUCAUAUGUGAAGGCUGUCCAUGUAUAUGCACACAUGAUGAAGAUCUCCAUUCUCAAAGGUGGCACUGUGCAGUCAGGAAAACACUACACUGUCUCCAUGAACUUCGGUGUGACUGUUCGCUAUGAUGGAAACCACUUCAUGGACAUCAAAGUGAUCAAAGACUAUCAGAACAAGCUGUGUGGACUGUGUGGCGACUAUGAUGGAAAUACUAAAGAUGACUUCCGCAAACCAGAUGGAAGCUUGGCUGCCAAUGCCAAUGACUUUGGACACAGUUGGAACACGGAUCCCGAAUGUAAUAAGAAACCCAACACUACCAUCCCCGGGUGUGAUGAAGAAGACCGGGAACUGUAUGAAAGCUCUGGUUAUUGUGGCAUUCUGUGGACAAAAAUGGCCCUUUUUCUGUGUGCCACCCAAAAGUCAACCCCAAUGUAUGUACAUAAUUACUUCAAGGACUGUGUCUUUGACUUGUGUGAGCUGGAUGGAGCCAAGCCCAUUUUGUGUGAAGCCAUUGAAGCCUAUGUCAAUGAAUGCCAAGACCGUGGGGUCAGCAUUGGACAAUGGAGGAAUGAAACUUUCUGCCCCACUAAGCUGCCCCCCAACAGCCACUACGAACCCUGUGCAGAUCCUUGUCAGGAGACAUGUUUUGGAAGACCCCCCUCCUGCGCUGGUCCGUGCUCUGAGGCCUGUGUGUGUGAUCCCAGCUACGUCCUGAGUGCUGGCAAGUGCAUCAAGGAGGACUCGUGUGGCUGCAAGCACUCGAACGGUCAAUAUUAUGAGCCUGGAGAGGAGUUUUUUGAGGAAGACUGCAAGCAAAAGUGUCGGUGUGAUGCUGCCGGCAUUACCUGUGAACCCUCGGAAUGUCCCCCGAUGCACGAAUGUAAACUCCAGGAUGGAGAGCUGGGCUGCUAUCCCACUGGCUCCCAGGACUGUGUAGUCUCUGGGGAUCCUCACUACACACAUUUGACAAGAAGUACUACAGUUUCAUGGGAACUUGUACUUACACGCUGGCCAGAACCUGUAGGAAAGUACAGGUCCUUGGUCUCUGUGGAGGGAAAGAAUGAGGAGAGAGGAGUUGCAGGAGUGUCAUACCUGAGAAAACUAUAUGUGACAGUGAAUGGAAUCACUGUGAUCCUGAUGAAGGCCAGGAGAACACUGCUCCUACUUGACCAGAUGUGUGGCCUUUGCGGUGACUAUGAUGGGAACCCAGACAAUGACUUUACUAAACCCGAUGGCACCGUGGUAGGAAAUGCCAAUGAUUUUGGGAACAGCUGGCAGACAGAAGAAGAUGAAGAUGACUUCUGCACCCCAGGAACAAAGCCUGACCCGGACUGCGACCCCGACUUGGAGGCUGAAGUAGUAAACCAGACAAAUGUGGUAAAAUUACAGACCCUGCUGGACCCUUCCGCCCUGGCCUGUCCUCCCAACAGCUCCUACUCCCUGUGCGUGAGUUCAUGUCCUGAGACAUGUCUUGGUGUGGUCGGACCACAUGGCUGUGAGGACGUCUGUGUGGAGGGUUGCGAGUGUAACCCUGGCUUCAUUCUCAGCGACGCCAAAUGUGUGGCACUGAGAGACUGUGGCUGUGUGGACACUAGUGGAACCUAUCAUCCUUUGGGUGAUGACUGGUACUUGGAGGGUUGUGAGCAAAAGUGUAUGUGUCACAGUGGAGGUCUGAUGCAGUGUCAUAACACCAGCUGUAACCCAGCCACUGAGAGCUGCCAACUACACGAUGGAGAAUAUGAAUGCCGCCCUCUGGGUACAUCCACUUGCAUAGCAUCUGGUGAUCCACACUACACCACUUUUGACAAACGCAAUUACAACUUCAUGGGCAACUGCAGCUAUCUGAUGUCUAGUCCAUGCAAUGACACAAGUGUGCCAUACUUUGAGGUCCAUGCUGACAAUGAAAAUCGGUAUAACACGCCAACCGUCUCAUAUGUGAAGGCUGUCCAUGUAUAUGCACACAUGAUGAAGAUCUCCAUUCUCAAAGGUGGCACUGUGCAGGUUAAUGGGACCAAUGUCAACCUGCCACUCUCCCCGGCCCCUGGUGUUUCUGUGUUCAAGUCAGGAAAACACUACACUGUCUCCAUGAACUUCGGUGUGACUGUUCGCUAUGAUGGAAACCACUUCAUGGACAUCAAAGUGAUCAAAGACUAUCAGAACAAGCUGUGUGGACUGUGUGGCGACUAUGAUGGAAAUACUAAAGAUGACUUCCGCAAACCAGAUGGAAGCUUGGCUGCCAAUGCCAAUGACUUUGGACACAGUUGGAACACGGAUCCCGAAUGUAAUAAGAAACCCAACACUACCAUCCCCGGGUGUGAUGAAGAAGACCGGGAACUGUAUGAAAGCUCUGGUUAUUGUGGCAUUCUGCUGGACAAAAAUGGCCCUUUUUCUGUGUGCCACCCAAAAGUCAACCCCAAUAAUUACUUCAAGGACUGUGUCUUUGACUUGUGUGAGCUGGAUGGAGCCAAGCCCAUUUUGUGUGAAGCCAUUGAAGCCUAUGUCAAUGAAUGCCAAGACCGUGGGGUCAGCAUGGACAAUGGAGGAAUGAAACUUUCUGGCCGACUGUGUGUCUCUGGGGAUCCUCACUACAACACAUUUGACAAGAAGUACUACAGUUUCAUGGGAACUUGUACUUACACCGCUGGCCAGGAACCUGUAGGAAUAGUACAGCUCCUACUUUUGACCAGAUGUGUGGCCUUUGCGGUUGACUAUGAUGGGAACCCAGACAAUGACUUUACUAAACCCGAUGCACCGUGCUGCACCCCAGGAACAAAGCCUGACCCGGACUGCGACCCCGACUUGGAGGCUGAAGUAGUAAAACCAGACAAAUGUGGUAAAAUUACAGACCCUGCUGGACCCUUCCGGUAA
Messenger RNA from Archocentrus centrarchus (flier cichlid), 12018 nucleotides. Its product is annotated as zonadhesin-like. Gene Ontology annotation, cellular component: membrane. The record is from RefSeq and is a predicted model, not a curated record. NCBI's taxonomy places the organism in Eukaryota, Metazoa, Chordata, Actinopteri, Cichliformes, Cichlidae. Gene Ontology annotation, molecular function: protein binding.